AUGGACGCGAACGAGCUCCAGCGCUUCGAGAUGCUCUGCACCGCGCUGUACCAGUCGGCCGACGAGCGCGAGCGGUCGAUGGCGCAGCAGAGCGUCCUGGUGCUGCAGAGCUCGGCGGAGCACAUCCCGCGCUGCCAGCACAUCCUCGACAACUCGACCAACAUGCUCGCGCUCCUCGUCGCGAGCACGAGCCUGACGAAGCUCAUCACGACACACUGGAACAACUUUACGCCGUCGCAGCGCAUCGACAUCCGCAACUACGUGCUCGGGUACCUCGCGCAGAAGGGCCCGAGCCUCGAAAAGUACGUGACGGUCUCGCUCAUCCAGCUCGUGUGCCGCCUCACCAAGUUUGGCUGGUUUGACGACGAGCAGUUCCGCGAGCUCAACCUCGAGGUCUCCAAGUUUCUCCAGGCGACGGUCGACCACUGCAUCAUUGGCCUCCAGAUUCUCAACGAGCUCGUGACCGAGAUGAACCAGCCCGUGACCGGCCGCAACUUGACCUUCCACCGCAAGAUCGCCGUGGCCUUUCGCGAUGCGUCGCUCUUCCACAUCUUUCAAGUCGCGCUCACGACGGUCAAGACGCUGCACAUGAAGAGCAUUCCCGGUGCGACGCCCGACCAGGAGAACCGCAUGGCGGACUAUGCGCUCGGCCUCGCGAUCAAGUGCCUGUCCUUUGACUUUAUCGGCAUCAACCCCGACGAGUCGGCCGAAGACGCGGGUGCGCUCCAAGUCCCGACGACGUGGCGCCCGAUCAUCCAGGAGCCCGAGACCAUGUCGCUGCUCUUUGACUUUUACCACACGACGUCGACGGCCGCGUCGCCCAACGCCGCGCGCUGCUUGGAGUCGCUCAUGCUCCUCGCGUCCGUGCGUCGCUCGCUCUUCUCGCCGGACCAGGAGCGCGCGGCCUUUCUCUCGCGCCUCCUCUCGGGCAUUUGCCGCAUCAUUUCGAUGCAGCAGGGGCUCUCGGACCCGGCCAACUACCACGAGUUUUGCCGUCUGCUGAGCCGCCUCAAGUCGAACUACCAGCUCUCGGAGCUCAUGAAGGCCGAGUCGUUCCAAGAGUGGAUGGAGCUCACGCCCGAGUUUACGGUCAAGUCGUUUACGCAGUGGCAGUGGUCGGCCAACUCGGUGCACUACCUUCUCGGUCUCUGGUCGCGCCUCGUCGCGGCGCUCCCGUACGUGCGCACGGAGCGCAACGGCGCGGCGUCGAUUGCCUUCCUCGACAACUCGAUUCCGCGCAUUGUGCAGUCGUAUGUGCAGUCGCGACUCGACUCGGCGCUGGCCGUCGCCGCCGAUGACGCGGUCGACGACCCGCUCGGCGACGAGGGUAGCUUAGCCGAGCAGUUUGAUAAAUUACCAACGAUUUGCCACUACAACUACCGUGUCGUCGGCGAGUACCUCCUCUCGGUCUUCGACACGACGCUGACCCAGUACCGCGAAGCCGCCGCGCUGGCCAUGGACGCUCGCAUGGACGACGACGACGACUCGCUCGCGCGCGGCAUGCACGGCCUCGAGAUGCAGCUCGCGUGGCUCGUCUACAUCGUCGGCUCGAUCAUCGGCGGCCACUCGUACGCGUCGCCCCAAGCCGCCGACGGCGACGAGAUCGUCGACGCCGACCUCAGCAACCGCGUCUUUGCCACCAUGAAGAUCGUCGAGCACCGUUUGAUCUCGUCCGGCGGCGCCACCAAGUGCCACGUCCACCUCGAGCUCGCGUUCUUGCACUACUUCAGCUUUUUCCGCCGGAGCUACAUUGGCGAGCAGCACGGCAUGCCGUCGGCGACCUUGAGCGCGUCGCCGGUGGCCUCGCCGCUCUCGAACCCGCUCCUCGGCAUGUCGCCGUCGGACUCGAGCAUGUCGCUCAAGGCCAAGACGUACCAGCGCAUGUUUGAGCGCAUGGGCUACGGCGACCACACGGUCGUGGUCAACAUGAUUGUGACGCACAUUGGCCAAGACCUCAAGUUUUGGGGCGACGAAGAGAAGGUCAUUAGCAGCACGCUCACGCUCUUCCUCGACAUUGCGUCGGGCUACUCGUCCGGAAAGCUCCUCCUCGGGCUCGACACGGUGCAGUACCUCAUUGGCCACCACACGGCCGACGAGUUUCCGUUUCUCGCGAUCCCGAGCAACACGCGCCACCGCACGAGCUUCCACUCGACGAUCUCGCGGCUCCUCUUCACGACGGCCUUUGACGAGAGCUCGGACCGCUUUGAGGACUUUGUCAAGCCGAUGGAAGACGUGCUCAACACGCUCAUGCACGUCCAGAACUACCGCCAGCCGGACGUGCGCGAAGCGAUCAUUGGCGUCUGCCGCGACCUCCGCGGCGUCUUCAUCUCGACCCACAACAAGCGCACGUACAACUGCAUGUUUGAUUUGCUGUACCCGACGUACAUGCCGAUCUUUGCCAAGGCGGCCGACGUGUGGUAUGACACGCCGUCGGUCAUGAACGCGCUCCUCAAGUUUCUCCAAGAGCUCGCGUACAACAAGAGCCAGCGCGUCGUCUUUGACCAGAGCUCGCCCAACGGCAUCCUCCUCUUCCGCGAGCUCAGCCAAGUGAUUGUGGCCUACGGCUCGCGCUACAAGGGCAUUUCGCUCUGCCUCGGCAUUCUCUUCCGCGCGCUCGGGGGCAACUAUGUCAACUUUGGCGUCUUUAAACUCUACAACGACUCGGCGUGGGACCGCGCGCUCGAGGUGUCGCUCCAAAUGGCGCUCUCGAUUCCGAUCGACGACCUCAUCAACUACCCCAAGGUCAAGAACGCCUACUUUUUCUUCCUCGAGAUCCUCUUCCGCAACCAACUGCUCUCGGUCGUCGCGCUGGACGCGGGCGUCUUCUCGCAGCUCGUGCAGUCGCUCCACGAAGGCGUCAACUCGUACGACUUGACGAUCGCGGCGCAGUGCGCGACGGCGGUCGACCACCUCGCGUCGCUCUUCUACACGGAGACGAAGAAGAAGAAGGACUCGCAGCUCAAGCACAUGCUGCUCAGUCACUUGCAGGCGUCGCCCAACCUCUGGUCGACGUUGCUCUCGUCGCUCUUCAACAUUCUCAUUUACGGCGACGCGUCGUCGCAGUGGGCGCUCUCGCGGCCGAUUUUGAGCCUCUCGCUCUGCAGCCCGGACGCGCUCCAGGCGUACGAGCAAAACUUGGCGUCGUCGCAGGCCAACGACGCCAACAAGGCACUCGUCGAGGAGGCGUUCGCCAAGCUCUACAGCGACAUCCUCCAGUCCCUCGAGGCCUCGAACCGCGACAAGUUUACGCAAAAGCUGGGCCAGUUCCGCAACUCGCUGCGUGGCUUUCUCACGAUCCAGUAG
Molecule: messenger RNA, 3303 nt
Organism: Saprolegnia parasitica CBS 223.65
Lineage: Eukaryota; Oomycota; Saprolegniomycetes; Saprolegniales; Saprolegniaceae
Exons: 4
Coding region: 1-3303 (1100 amino acids)
Biological process (GO): protein export from nucleus
Cellular component (GO): cytoplasm; nuclear pore
Molecular function (GO): nuclear export signal receptor activity; small GTPase binding
Source: RefSeq, a predicted model, not a curated record